Messenger RNA from Anopheles nili, 2082 nucleotides. RefSeq names its product plastin-1 (gene Fim). Gene Ontology annotation, cellular component: cytoplasm; actin filament bundle; actin filament. The coding region runs from base 1 to 2082 and encodes 693 amino acids. The record is from RefSeq and is a predicted model, not a curated record. Gene Ontology annotation, biological process: actin filament network formation; actin filament bundle assembly. The transcript has 5 exons. Gene Ontology annotation, molecular function: actin filament binding; calcium ion binding. NCBI's taxonomy places the organism in Eukaryota, Metazoa, Arthropoda, Insecta, Diptera, Culicidae.
AUGGCUUCCUUUCGAAGUGCGGCACACCAGAAGAGCCUCUCGGUGGAGGAGCGGGCGGAGAUGCGCGAGAAGUUCGAAGAGAUCGACACCAACAAAGACGGCUUCAUCGAGCUGAAAGAGCUUAAGGAUGCGCUCGAUCAGGUGGGCUUCAAACUGCCCGGCUACCAGAUACGGCUGAUGAUCGACGAAUACACGAACAAGCAGCGAUCGCAGCACAUCGGCAAGCUCUCGUACGACGAGUUCGAGACGAUGUGCAUGCAACUGAAGGCGCAGGAUGUGGCAAGCACGUUCAAGAAGGUCGUCUCCAAGAAGGAAAACCUGGAAACGCUCGGCGGCAUGUCGGAUUCGUCGGCCGCCGGUACCACGCACUCGGUGCGCGUCGAGGAGCAGCUCGCAUUCAGCGACUGGAUCAACUCGAACCUGCUGCAAGACCCGGACCUGAAGCACCUGCUGCCGCUCGAUUCGGAGGGCAAGCAGCUGUACGACAAGAUGAAGGACGGCAUCCUGCUGUGCAAGAUCGUGAACCACUCCUGCCCGGACACGAUCGAUGAGCGAGCGAUCAACAAGAAGAACCUAACCGUGUACACGAAGUUCGAGAACCUCACGCUGGCGCUGGUGUCGUCGCAGGCGAUCGGGUGCAACAUCGUCAACAUCGACGCACACGAUCUGGCGAAGGGUAAACCCCAUUUGGUGCUUGGGCUGCUGUGGCAGAUCAUCCGCAUCGGGUUGUUCAGUCACAUCACACUUGACAGCUGUCCGGGGUUGGCUACACUGCUGUCGGAUGGCGAACGGCUCGAGGAUCUGAUGAAGCUAUCCCCGGAGGCGAUCCUGUUGCGGUGGGUCAAUCACCACCUAGAGCGAGCGGGUGUUGCGAGACGUUGCACCAACUUCCAGAGUGACAUCUCCGAUUCGGAGGUGUACUCGUACUUGCUGAACCAAAUUGCGCCCAAGGAUGCUGGCGUCAACUUGGAAGCACUCAGGGAACAAAACGCCUUAAACCGUGCCGAAGUGAUGCUGCAGCAGGCGGCCAAGCUUAAUUGCCGAUCAUUUGUCACCCCGCAAGACGUCGUUAACGGUGUCUACAAGCUCAAUUUAGCGUUCGUGGCCAAUCUGUUCAACAACCACCCCGGUCUGGACCAGCCGGAAGAGAUUGAGGGGCUGGAAUCGAUCGAGGAAACGCGCGAAGAGAAGACGUACCGGAACUGGAUGAACUCGAUGGGCGUGAAACCGCACGUCAACUGGCUGUACUCGGACCUCGCGGACGGGCUGAUCAUCUUCCAGCUGUUCGACAUCAUCCAGCCGGGCAUUGUUCAGUGGAAACGCGUGCAUCAGAAGUUCACGCCGCUGCGCAAAUUCAUGGAAAAGCUGGAAAACUGCAACUACGCGGUCGAGCUGGGCAAGCAGCUUAAGUUCUCGCUGGUCGGCAUCGCCGGGCAGGAUCUAAGCGAUGGCAAUGCGACGCUCACGCUUGCACUGAUCUGGCAGCUGAUGAGAGCGUACACGCUGUCGAUUCUGUCGCGCCUGGCGAACACCGGCAAUCCGAUCAUCGAGAAGGAAAUCGUGCAGUGGGUCAACUCGAAGCUGCAGAGCGCCGGAAAGCGCACGAGCCUGAGAAGCUUCCAGGAUUCGGCGAUCGCCGACGGCAAGAUCAUCAUCGAUCUGAUCGACACGAUCAAGCCGGGUAGCAUCAACUACGACAACGUGCGCGAGGGAGGCAACCCGGAGGAAAACCUCGAGAACGCCAAGUACGCCGUCUCGAUGGCACGCAAGAUCGGUGCGCGCGUGUACGCCCUGCCGGAAGACAUCACCGAGGUGAAGGCGAAGAUGAUUAUGACCGUGUUCGCGUGCCUGAUGGCGAUGGACUACGUGCCGAACAUGGACAGCGCGAAACCGGCCGCAGCACCGGUUGCUUCCGUCGUGCAGAGCGAACCGCCCGUCGUCACCAAUGGUACUAAUGGAAACGGUGCUCUAGGCGAAGAGGACGAUCAUCACCAUCACGAGGCCGGCACAGAAUCGACGGGGGCCGCUGCCAGUGAAACGAUAUCCACAUCACCGAUGCCUGUGGAUGAAUUCGCGGAUUGA